UAUGAUAAUUCGGUCCCCUCGUCGCAGAAGCACUAGCGUCAAGAUUAGUGAAACCACGUGAUUAAUAUCCCGACAAAAACAAAAAAGUUCCGGGAAUGUAUCAUGUAUCCACACCUCGUCCUACCCCUCACUUCUAUUUUACUCCGUAUACAAUUGGUUGUUAGCCUCACCAGCUUACAACGAUUGAACCAUUGCUUCAAUAAUAAGACAACCUCUUCACACCUAUAAUCCUUUCGCCGUUCAUUUAUUCACGUACGGAGGAUAAAACGCAUAGGCAUAUCUGCUGAAUUCAAAGUCGAUUCAUGAAUUCAUUUCUAAAAAUGACCAGCGCUAAGGAUCCACCUAAGCAUUUCUCAGAUCUUCCUGCUGAGGUUCGCUGUUUGAUCUGGAAAUAUUGUUUACCGGGAGAGAGGAUACUUCCUUUCAGAAUCCAGAAAUUAUCGUGGGAUAGAAGUAGACUCGCUCUCAUACGUUGUUUUAAAAAUCUCCCUCCGCCAAAACUCCUACAUGUCUGCCAAGAAUCACGAAAAGAGGCAUCGCGAUUUUAUCGUCAAGGAUCUUGGGGAAGGCUAGAUUAUCAUGGUCAAGUCGCUAGUGGAUGGUGGGAUCCAUCGAUGGAUAUCAUUUAUGUUCCAUAUUGGCUUCCAAACAACCCUCCAUCACCUCCAGGGACCAUAAUCAGUACCGAUGAUGCGAAAAGUGCAAACUUGAAUCUUCUUCGCGAGAGUCUAUAUUUCCAAGACCGCCUGACAGCCAUACAGCAUCUUGCACUCUCAACUAAGAGCGCAUCAAUUCGAUGGCAAUGGGAGGAUUGUAUGAAAAUUGGUGAAGCUUGGGACUGGUCACAUAUGGCGGGCUGGCUAUGCCAAUUCCCGCUUUUGAAGACCUUUACAUUGGUUGUCGAUUAUACGACAUAUCGUUAUAGUGCACAGGGGCCUCGAUGGGUUGAUCAUCCGGACUUUGCGAUUGAAGGAAGAUGGCGGGAUCAUCCGUCAAGAUGGGAUAUGGCACCGGCGAGGAUCAUCUCCGCGUUCGAACAUCGUUUUGACCUUAUCAAGCCUGGGAAGACUGAUUCAAAUUGGAAGCCUCCGCGGGUGAGAAUUGUGCUAGAUGAGGAGGAUUGGGAGGAAUGUCAUAGACGUGAGGAGCGUUACCGGAGAAGGAAUCCAGGAUCAUAUGAUUAAGAAUUGAAGUAGCUGUUGGGUUGGCGAUAUUAUAAAGAGGCGAUGAAAUGAAUGAUGUAUUGAAAUUUCCUUGGAAGUUUUUUGAAUAUUUGUUUUAUUUUAAUUAACUCUUCUUUUCUUUUUUCAGAGAUAAUUUUAUAAUAAUUUAGAUUUUCAGAUGAUAGUAAUCAGAGUA
This is a messenger RNA of Sclerotinia trifoliorum, 1359 nucleotides long. The record is from the annotation of a GenBank genome assembly. Lineage: Eukaryota; Fungi; Ascomycota; Leotiomycetes; Helotiales; Sclerotiniaceae.